AUGCUAUCGAAACAACGUCCGAACCAUUCUUGCCAUUACGCGACCACGCGUUGUGAAGUGAACGGACACACAUCCUCUAUACCCACACAGCCCCAGUCACUCCAUGUCAGCCCCAUAUGGCCAAGUUCUGGUCCCAUGCCGCCGUCCCCUGCUUCUGUCCGAUCCCUUCCGACCCCCCGGGCGUCCGGCCGGACGGCGAUGCCGGAAUGCUCACAGCCCAACUCCUGCUCCUGUGAGUGCGACCCCCUCACUCUUUCCAACGCGGAGGACCCCUUUGUGUGUCCAGGCUCGCAGCCCCCCCGCCGCCUUCUCUUGAGGGGCGUCAAGAGGGCGAUGGGCGGCGACGCCGCGGGCGACCUCCUGCUGACCCCUUCCGCACGCAUCCUCACCACUCACCAGCCGUACAGCCGGUGCGACCUCUCCCUCCCCCCCUCCCCGGUGACGACGCUUUCUUCCACCCCGCUCCUUUCCGCUAUCCCUUCCCCGACCACCGAAAGCGGCGAAGGGGGCCAGCCCGGUGAGCUCCCCUUACCCCCACCCCGCACCAAACUUUUCCUCUUCAACAUCCCUUCUUAUAUCAACAACGCCCAUUGUUUGCGGCACCACGUUCCCCCUUCCGGGCUCGUCUCCUUGCGUGUGAAGCGGAUCACGGCGUGGCGGGAUGUGGGGUUUGCCGAGUACGCCACCCCCGAGGCGGCGCAGGCCGCGAUGGAGUGGUUCAUCGCCGCGCGGAUGCUGCGCAACAGACUGGGGGGGGUGGCCACGAAGACAUCCGGAGGCGCUGUGCCCUCCCAGAUGCGGAGCUUCAUCUACCCUUACCCCUUUCAGGAAGGGUUUCCCGAUGAGUUCCCCACAAAGGGUGAGAUGGAAGGGGCUGGGGAGGGGUAUGGGGAGUUUAAGGAGAAGUGCAAGGGUCUCCUGCUGCCGUACGUCGAUCUCGGCGUCAGCAUGAGUGAGGACCCUGCGCGGUUCAUCCAGCUUCUGUUGGGCUCUUCCCUGCUUCGGGCGGAUUGGGCGAAACACUACGCGACCGGCGAGCCGGCAAUCAUGCGAACAAUGUCGGGUGGGGGCUCGUCGGAUAGCACGGAUGGGUGGCGUGCGGCACUGCCCCUGGAUUCACCCCCCAGUAGCACCGUCUUCAUCAAGAUGCGGAGAAAAUUCCCUAAUAUUCUGGGCAAGCGUGGCUCUGAUGUCGACGCGGUAUCGGCGAUGACGAAAGACGAGCUGUGCGACAAAGCCGUUUCGUUCGUGGAUGGGAGACAGACCAAUGGACGGGAUACCAGCGCAGCGUCAGGGGAGGAUACCAUCACCUGUCAUCGAACUUCUGAUGAAUUGGACAGUAAGGACUCGUGUGAGUUUGCAGGGCUUUCAGCCUUUGGUGUGGCAUGCAUGGUGAUGCAAGAGAGUUUCUUUUCCGAGCGAUUCGCCGGAUUUUUCUCGUUUUCGCCGUUUCGCCAUCCCCCGUUUAACGGCGGCUGUUUCGUGCGUUUCAUCUGUAAUGAGGACGCUCUGCGGUGUAUGCGGUGGAUGCUGAGCCAGCCGGAGUUGCAACAGCAGUUCUAUGUGCAAAUAGCGCGACAUGACUCUUUGAUAACUCGGUCAAGUAGUCAGCCGAGUCUAGUAGAAAGUGUCACAAAAUAUUAG
This is a messenger RNA of Phytomonas sp. EM1, 1644 nucleotides long. The record is from the annotation of a GenBank genome assembly. Lineage: Eukaryota; Euglenozoa; Kinetoplastea; Trypanosomatida; Trypanosomatidae.